Molecule: messenger RNA, 2963 nt
Organism: Astyanax mexicanus (Mexican tetra)
Lineage: Eukaryota; Metazoa; Chordata; Actinopteri; Characiformes; Acestrorhamphidae
Gene: hdgfl2
Product: HDGF like 2
Exons: 16
Coding region: 144-2111 (655 amino acids)
Biological process (GO): regulation of transcription by RNA polymerase II
Cellular component (GO): nucleus
Molecular function (GO): transcription coregulator activity; double-stranded DNA binding
Source: RefSeq, a predicted model, not a curated record
GCUCGGUUGUGUGAACGGAAACUGGCAGUGGAGCAGUGAGCGCGUUUUGUGGAGCUCUGGUCCGGAGAGGAAAAACGGGCCAAAGCCGAAGAGCGAGAAACCUGAGCAGCACCGAGAGCUUCUGCACAGCCUGACCAGAGGAGAUGCCGCACAACUUUCGGCCGGGCGACCUCGUCUUCGCCAAGAUGAAGGGGUACCCCCACUGGCCAGCCAGGAUUGAAGAUGUUGCUGAAGGGGCAGUGAAACCACCUCCUAAUAAAAUCCCCAUUUUUUUCUUUGGGACUCAUGAAACAGCAUUCCUUGCAGCAAAGGACCUCUUUGCCUAUGAGAAGUACCAGGACCGAUAUGGGAAACCCAACAAAAGGAAAGGAUUUAAUGAGGGAUUGUGGGAGAUCCAGAACAACCCCCAUGCUUCUUACAGUGCUCCUGCACCUGCAAGCUCAUCAGAGAGUGAGGAGAAUGAAGCUGCCGCAGGAAGUGACGCGCCAGAAGAGGAGGAAGCAGUGGUACCAAGGAAAGCAGAAACAGGAAGUGAAGAUUCUGAUUCCGGGAGUGAAGAUCAGGGUCGAGGAGCAGUGAAAAGGAAAGCUCCACCACCACCAAAGCGCCCCCCAGCUAAAAAAGGGCGAACGUCGUCCAGUGAUCGAGAUGAAGAGGAGAGUGGAUCUCCCUCUGAGCCAGAACCUUCACCCAGCUCUGACUCUGAAUCUGGGAAAAACAGUGAUCAGGACUUCACUCCACAGAAAGAGUCGGGUGGUCGUGGUGGCAAGAAGCCUCCAGGCCGAGGCAGGAAAAAAAAAGCAUCCUCAGACUCUGAUUCUGAGUCAGGCUCCCAGUCGGAUCACAAGCAGGAGAGGAGUGACUCCGAGGAUGUGAAACCGCGGCCGGCAGUCUCUGGUUCUGAAUCUCAAUCUGGAUCAAAGUCUGAAUCUGACUCUGAGCCUGAGCCUGCUCCCAGGAAGGGACCACAGGCACGCAAGAAAGAGAAACCUCCACCGAAGCCUCGUGCAAGGAAACCCAAACCAGCACCAGAAAAAGCUGCCUCGUCUUCUUCAGACAGUGACAGUGACAGCGAUGCGGAUCGCAUCAGCGAUUGGAAAAAACGUGACGAGCAGCGGCGGCGGGAGAUUGAGGAGCGCAGGAAGCAGGAGGAGGCGGAGGAACUUCGGCGGCUGAGGGAGAGAGAGAAAGAGGAAGAGGAAAAUAAAAAGAAGGAGAAAGAGAACAAAGGACGGCAAGGCAGCGACAGCAGCAGCAGCAGCUCUGAUGAGGGUGUGGAUGACCAUCCUCUCAAAAAGUCCAAGAAACCGCCACCACCUCCCAUUCCUGCACCUUCAGAUUCUGAUUCUCCCCCGCCUGCAGAGGUGAAAAAGCCUGCCAAACGUCAAGACAACCAGAAAGGCAGCCAAAAGAAAGAGAAGGAAGUGAAGGAGAAGAAAGAGAGGGAAAAGAAGGAGAAGAAGGUGCAGCGGUCCGAGGAGAAACACAGAGCCAGGUCUAAACCUGAGAAACCGAGACGGAGACCUGAACGUCCACCUGAGAAGAAAGUGGAAAAGAAGAUAAAAGAGCCUUCUCCAGAAGAGAAGCUACAGAAGCUCCACACAGACAUCAAAUUUGCACUGAAGGUGGACAACCCAGACAUUGAGAAAUGUUUACAGGCCUUGGAGGAGCUGGGCUCUGUUCAGGUCACCAGUCAGAUCCUACAAAAGAACACUGAUGUCAUUACCACACUCAAAAAGAUUCGCAGAUACAAGGCCAGCAAUGCAGUAAUGGAGAAGGCUACUGAGAUCUACAACAAAUUAAAACUCCAGUUUGUGGGCAAGGUGGAGACUAACAAAGCAAAACCAGAAGAGAAGGAGAAGGAUGAUAAAACAGAAAUACAGAAUACAGAUUCUACACCAGUCAACGGAGAGUCUGAAGAUGUAAAACAGGAAAAUGUUUCUGAAUCUGAAUGUAACCCAAAGUCUCCUGAGCACGAAGAGGAGCCAACUGAGCACAAAUCACCAAACAGUGACCGACCUGGACCAGACAGUCCUGCUGAGGAGCGACCACACACACCUGAAGCAACAGAUCACUCUUCAACAGCAGAGGCAGAACCAGUACAGAGCUGAAGAUCGGAACUGCUGUUUUCUGAUUUCAGCUGAUCAGAGACGUUUGUCAUCGAUACAUGUAUUCUGUGCAGACGUUAUCCCUCCUGUAGACUGUGUCCCUCUUUUACAAACAUUUACACCCUUUGACCCUCUUGUUUGUGUUGGUUUUGUCUGCCAUAUGAGCACCAUUUUUUCAUGUUGUAUAUAAAAUAAGCUGGAGCUUGUUCACCCUUUUUGAACAGGAAUUGAGAGAUGCUGUGGUCAGCAAUAGCCUUGUACAUGUGGCAGAGAUCCGGCACUAAAUGUUAUUCAGUCAGUGUGAGGGAGGGAUCAGAAUUAACAUAAACAAUUGUCUGCUAUUUAAAGGAAAUGCCAAUGCCUUUAUCUGAGUGAAAGCGGUAUGAUUGGUACUAAAUUGGCCACCUUUUCUUAGUGAUACUUCCAUCUUUUUUCAGUUUUUCUCCACUUUUUUGUAUAAAAAGAAAAAAUAGAAAAACAAAUCUGUUUUUCAUCAUUUAGAACCCUGUGUAAAUGGAGCCAUACAACAGGAGCUAACGAAAUAUUUUCAUAAAGUAGUACAUGUGGAUUUUAACCUAUGUCAAGUAUCAUUUCUGAAAAUAGUGUUCCAGUGGGCUUAUACUUUUAGACCCUGUUGUCGGGUUUUCCCAUAACUAAUUAUUUGUAGUGUCUGCUUUACAUGGACUAGGACAGAUUACAUUGUGUAAAGACAAUAUUUUGUUGGAAGCAUCUAAACAUUUGCUUGUCUUGCGUAUUAUAUACAUGUUUUAAGUGCUCUGUAAAUUGGUCAAAUCAUUUUUAAUCAUUAAUGGAAACAAAGUCAAUAAAAGUCAGCAUGGUGGCCCUAACUUUGAA